AAACAGGGUGUUGAAUGAUGCAUACGUCAUUCUGCUUUUGAUGAUCAUCAUUGAAGGAUAAGAAUCCAGCAUGAUCAUAAUGGGUGUUUAGCUAUCUUUAUUUAUGGCCAUGUACUAGCUAGCCAUACGAUUGGGUAAAUUUCUUUUCUAGCCUAUUUUCUUAAGUGGAAAGUUUUCUCUCUCAGCUUUAAUUGGCAUGCGUGCCAUUAUCAUGAACUUGGGUUUUGGCAAAUUUACUGGUUAGCAGAAAUCGCUAAGAAGAAAUGGAGAAGAGUAAUGCCAAGGAGAAGGAACUUGCUCAUACAAGCUUAAUAAACUUGGUGUUGUCUUGGUCUCUUGGGGAUGUUCUCAAUAAAGAUCUUUUCAAAAAUCAGGUUAAAAAGAUCCCAGAGACAUUCUCGUCAGUGACAGAUUACAAGAAGUCAUUCCUUCCUUCAUUAAUUGAGGAAACACAUGCUGAUUUGUUUUCCAACAUAACAGCAGUGUCUCAAACACCUACUUGGGAAAUAGACUCUGUUGAGAUAUCUGACGAUUUUGAACCUCCCAAAGACUUGUUUUAUGAAAUUACAUUAGUGGAGAGCGAUGAAGAUAGUGAUGACUCAGAGAGCGAUGAAGAUACUGAGAAAGAUGAAGAAGAAAAAAAUGAACCUCAGAAAGGUGAUGUUAUUGCCUUGACUGAUGUUAUACCAAAAUGCAUUGACGAUUUGAACAGGCCGAAGAGAUUCUAUCUUAUAGCUUAUGUUCUUGGGCCAAGAAACAUAUUGACUGGUAUGAUCCCGAUACUGGCAUCAAAACCCAUUUGGACUGAUCAAGACGUGCACAAGUACGAGAACAAGAAACAACCACUGUUUGCAGUUUAUCUUAUGAAUUUGAUUACAAAUGUUCGUAUAUGGGGUGCACUAAACCCACCAGAAGGAGGAAACACAAACAUCAUUGAAACAGUACUGCAAGCCAAUUCAGCUGAUGACGAAAAUUGUAUGACUUGCUUUGGAAAAAGCUGCCCUGCUCCUUCUGAUAUACAGAACAUGAUCAGCUCUUAUAAUCUGAAUGAUUCUCAAGAAGCUGCGGUUUUAAGCUGCAUUGGUAUGAGACACUGCAAUCAUCAGAAUCCUGUCAAUCUGAUAUGGGGUCCUCCAGGGACAGGGAAAACAAAGACCGUUGGUGUGUUAUUACAUGCCCUCCUUAAAAUGAAGUGCACAACAUUAACUUGUGCUCCAACUAACAUUGCGGUUUUGGAAGUUACAACACGGCUGCUGAGGUUGGUCAGGGAGUCGCUACAGUAUGACCAAUAUGGGCUUGGAGAUAUAGUUUUAUUUGGGAAUGGUAAGCGAAUGAAGGUUUAUGAUCGUUUUAGGCAUCCUAAAAAAAGAAAGAAAAUUGCUUAUCGUAAGGAUCUUCUUGAUGUAUUUCUCGACUAUCGUGUUGAUGUGCUUAAAAAGUGCAUUGCUCCUAAUUCUGGCUGGAAAAAUAGCUUAGAAUCAAUGAUAUCUUUGCUUGCUGGCCCUAAAUCGCAGUACGAAAUAUACUUGGAAAAAAGAGAGCAAGAAAAAUUGGAGGAGGAAAAAAGAAAGGAGAAAAGAAGGGAGGAAGAAAAAAGGAAGGAGGAAAAAAGAAGGAAGAAAAAAAGAAAGGAAAAAAAAAGGAAGGAGGAAAAAAGAAAGGAGGAAAACAAUAAGGGGGAUGAUGAGCUCAAAAAGGAUGAUCCUUUGACGUUUGAGGAGUUUGUAAAGAAGACAUUCUGUUCAAUUCAUGAGCAACUGAAGUUUUGUCUGGUUAAUUUGUAUACGCACUUACCAACUUCUCUACUACCGUUAGAGGUAGUGAAAAAUAUGAGAAAAGCUCUUACUUUGCUUAAAUCUCUUCAAACUUUGUUGUGUGGUGCCAGUGUAGCAAAUGAAGGAUUAUUACAAGUUCUCAAUAAUUUCCAAGACACUGGAAGCAGUGUGGAUUGCCUUGCAAAGUUGAGUAUGAGAAAAGAGUGCCUCCAUAUACUAAGAUAUCUGCUAUUAUCUCUGACAUCCUCUGUUCCAGAUUUAGGUAACUGUUCAAUAAUAAACUUUUGCUUGGAAAAUGCAAUCCUAGUGUUCUGUACUGCAUCAAGCUCUGCUAAAUUACACAGAACUGAAGCAAGCAUGGAAUUUUUGGUUAUCGAUGAAGCUGCUCAGCUUAAAGAAUGUGAAUCAGCUAUUCCUUUACAGCUAGAUGGCGUCCGCCAUGCGAUUCUCAUAGGGGAUGAGAGGCAGCUCCCUGCAAUGGUUAAAAGCGAGAUAUCCAAGACGGCUGAAUUUGGAAGAAGUUUGUUUGAAAGACUGGUCAUGUUGAGGCGCCGGAAGCACCUGCUUGAUAUCCAGUAUAGGAUGCAUCCAACCAUCAGCUUAUUUCCAAACAGGGAGUUCUACGACAAACUGAUAUCAGAUGCUCCAAAUGUUAAAGGAAGAGACUAUGAGAAGCGUUUCCUUCAGGGCAGCAUGUACAGCUCCUACUCUUUUAUAAGUAUAGCUCAUGGAAAGGAAGAAUUUGGUCUUGGGUACAGCAAGAAGAAUACGGUUGAGGCUGCUGUGGUCUCUGAGAUAGUUGGGAAUCUUUUUAAACAAUUCCUUGUCACAAAGGAGAAGGUUAGUAUAGGAGUGAUAUCACCAUAUAAGGCUCAAGUUUCUGCAAUUGAAGAGAGGGUCAGAAAAUACAGCAAGUCUAAUAGUGGCUUCACUGUGAAUGUCCGCUCUGUUGAUGGGUUCCAAGGAGGUGAGGAUGAUGUAAUUAUUAUCUCUACUGUAAGAUGCAAUGGGAGUGGAAGAGUAGGUUUCCUUUCCAACCGACAAAGAGCAAAUGUGGCACUGACUCGAGCAAGGUAUUGCCUUUGGAUUUUGGGAAAUGGGGUGACUUUACUCAAGAGUGACUCUGUGUGGAAGAAACUAGUCAUUGAUGCCAAGGAACGUGGGUGUUUCUAUGAUGCCAAUGAGGACAAGAACUUGGCUGGGGCAAUUACUGCUUCAUUGGUGGAGUUUGAACAGCUUGAUAUUUUACUCAGGAAUGACUCUAUACUUUUCAGAGAGGCUAGAUGGAAGGUUUACUUCAACAACAAUUUCAAGAUAUCUAUAUCCAGAAUUAAAAAUGCAGAGAUUCGUAGUGCAGUGCUUUUUCUGUUGGCAAAGCUUACAAGUGGUUGGCGUCAGCCUCAUGAGAGGAGAAACCUCAUUGUCCACGAUGGUACUUCCUCUGAACUUUUAGAGAUGUACAAGGUCGAUCGGCAGCUGAAUCUGGUUUGGACUGUAGAUAUUCUCAAGGAGUAUUCACAUCACAUUCAGAUUAUGAAGGUUUGGGAUGUUGCGCGAUUAUCUGACAUACAAAAUCUAGCUAAGCAACUUGACAUUGUUUUUGGGAGCUACACAGUGGAUAAGAUGCAUCGCUGUAAACACAGACGUCUUGAGGGGAGUUUAGUUGUUCCAAUGAGAUGGCCAACGGAGUCGACUAGCCGUCCUGAACAAGAUAGUGUGUGGUACCUCUCAAGACCGCUAUCCUCACUAAGUUUAAGGGAUAAGCCAGAAACAUCAGCUGCAACUUCUAAAAAUCAUUUCAAGAAUAAAAUUAAGAAUAAAUCUGAAGAUGUUGGCAUGACGCAAACGUGGCGAAGGCGGCAGAAUGACUGAUGAGAUCAAUGAGUUUCUGCAAGCCUAUAAAUUUGGGAGAUCUUUGUAGCCGUUUUGAGAAGAGCUUAGUUUUAGAACUCAAAAGCAUUAAUGUAAGUAGGUACUUUAUUUUGGUCCUCACUUGACGUUGUAAGCUUGAUGAUAAGAGAGUUUAUGGUUAAUGAGAACUGAAUUAUCUAUAGAAUGUUAUAUUGGAUGGAUUUUAAUGCUCUACUUAAACUAUUUUGGAGUUUGAAUUUGGAGCCAUUUUUCUCUAGAAAUAUUGUCACAAUAGGCAUUAACCAAAGUCGGUGUAUAUAUGAA
Corylus avellana is the source of this 3950-nucleotide messenger RNA. The record is from RefSeq and is a predicted model, not a curated record. NCBI's taxonomy places the organism in Eukaryota, Viridiplantae, Streptophyta, Magnoliopsida, Fagales, Betulaceae.